UGGGAUUUUGUUUUGGUUUUUCUCCAACUCCUAGCUAAGUGUAGCUUGCUGCUGUAGAGCUGCUGAUAUUUUAUUUCUGAUGUUUUUUUUUCUUUAAUUGACAACUACAGAAGAUGAAGAAGUUCUUUGACGACUUUAAAAAGGACAUAAAAUUUAAAUCUGCAGGACCCGGGAAGAAGUUAACGGAAGAUGCAAGCAGCAAGCCUGCGGUGGCGCCGAGCAGCUCCAGCAGCAAGCAGAGUCGGCAUGCUCCCAGCCAAGGAGCGCAGAUGGCAGGGGCCGCGGCCCUGGCCCGGAUCGAGCAGAAGCAGCGGCCCAAGGUGCACACCUCCCAGGACGCUAUCAGGAACCAGGUUAAAAGAGAACUGGAGGCGGAGGCAGCAGCUCUGGCUGAGAAGGAAAAUGCAGUCACAGCUGAGGGAUCCAAAGUGAAAGACGCGGCCUGCCUCUCUGUGUCCGGCGUUUACUUCACCUGCCCUCUCACCGGAGCCACGUUAACCAAGAGUCAGAGGGAGGUGCACAUUAAAGAGGCCAUUCUGAUGCGCUUCGAGGAGGACGAUAUCGAGGCUUCUGUUAUGAUGGUCCACACAUUUAACAAAGACAGAGAGAAAGUGAAGGCAGCUGUGGACAUCAUCAGCAAGUAUGUUGACAAUAUAUGUAAGAAUCCAUCAGAGGAGAAAUACAGAAAGAUAAAAGUUAGCAACAAGGUGUUCCAGGAAAAAGUAAGUCCUGUGGAGGGCAGUCGGGAGUUUCUGCAGGCUGUGGGCUUUAUAAGUGUUAUGCUUCCUGUAGAGGCCCAAGAGGAGGAAGAGGAGUUCCUGGUGUUGCCGGAGCAGAGUGACGACGCCCUGGAGCUGAUGAAGGAGCGGAGGGACCGCCUUCAGAGGGGAGAGCCGGUCAGAGCCCAGCUGGACCGGCAGCCUCAGGCUUUCCGACCGUCUCCCAACGCGCAGCGCUUCGAGCUGCCGCCCGAGUUCUACAACCUGUCGGCGGAGGAGCUGAAGAAGGAGCAGCAGCAGAGAACUGAACUGGUGGAGAAGAACGCCAUGCUUCGCACAAAAGCCAUGAGGGAGAGGGAGGAGCAGAGGGAGAGAAGGAAAUACAACUACACCCUGCUCAGAGUCAGACUGCCUGAUGGGAACCUGCUGCAAGCCACGUUUUAUGCCUGGGACCGUCUGCCGGCACUCUUUGAAUUCGUCCGGGAGUCUCUGGUGGACGGCUGGCAGCCGUUUGAGCUCAUCGCCCCCGGAGGGCAAAAGCUGCAGGAGUCUGAGGAGGUCACUCUGGUCGAAUGUAACUUGGUGCCCGCUGCCCUGCUCACGUUUGCCUGGGAUGCAGCCGUGCAGGCGGACAUUGCCGCUGCAGGCGGGAAGAGCUCCGCCGCCCUCCUCAAACCGGAGCUACUGGAGAGAAUUCAAACCCUGAGCUGAGCGGAGCGGAGAGAGGGCGCCCUCUGACCCCUACUACCGCCUCCCUCUUCCUCACUCGCUGCCGAGGUGAAGUUGCCCCUUGGAGCAGUGCUGUAUUUAUUUUUACAAAUUCUACUUAAAGUUAAAGAUAGUAGCGCGGCAACUUCACCCUAAGGGAUUUGUUUUAAACCUACCCCUCUCUCUCUCUCUCUCUCUCUCUCUCUCUCUUCAUGCGGGGACGCAGUCGCCCUCCGACAUGUCUCAGCAACCAUUUCUAUUAAAGGAGAGACACUACUAACAUGUGACGGACAUGUUUGUCUACGUUUCCCCCCUCGGUGUCUCGGCUCAUUGUAGAAGUUGCAUAGUUCGGUUCGGUUCAGUGGUUGAAGCGACCGCUUUCUUUCGUCAGUGUUCAAGGUGAACUCCGUGUCGGCUGUGUGAACUCGUCACGUGACUCCGUAACUGUAAUCGCGCGCGUGAGCUCCCGCUGCCUGUUGGUCGUCCGCUCGGCCUUGGCGUGCCGCUCUUUCCUGUGUUGUACAGCAGAUGAAUCAGAAGUCAAAUAUUGUUUUUAUAUAUAUAUCAACCGGAGAGUUUAAUAUCUGUACUUAACGUCACGAUGCUGGCUUGUGCAUCUUAAUAAACUAGAGACACCUUGAAAAGGUUUGAUUCAGUUCGGUUAAUUAAAGCUUGCAGCUAUGAAAACCGCAAAUUUAGUUUCUAUUGACAUUAAAGCAGUCAUUAUUUCAAAUGUAUUUUGAUGGAAAUGUCUGCCUACUGAAGUAACUUUUCUAAUAUAUAUAUAUUCUUUUUUGCACUGACUUUCGACUUCAUAAAACUUCAAAUCAUCACUAACUGUGGAAACUUUCCACCCUUUCCUGAAGCAUCUUGGAUUUUGGGCAUCGCCACUCUGCCCUCCACACUCCAAAAUCGUAAUUCCCAAAUAAAUUGCAAAAUGUAAUUUUUGCAAUUUAUUUGGGUCAGUUGCUUUGGUCUCUGUCGUGUCUUGAAUCUCCUCCAACAAAUUAUUUCUGUAUUUUAAAAAAAAAGUAUUGAGAUUUUUCUCAGAAACUGAAUUUUUUGUUUUUUCAUGAGUUGCGAGACAUAAAUAUCAAACUUAAAAAAUAAAUGCCUGAAAUAAUCAGCUGAUGUUUGUUGGGCCUGCAAAGUAAGAGUCUGACUUCCUGAAUUUUAAAAUCACUGAAGAAUAAUUUAAUUGAUUGAGACACACCUGUACUUUAGCUGUUUACAGCACUUUGAAGGAUCAUUUAAGAACUGUAGGAAAUCAAAAGAUUUGUUUAUUUUGUAAUAAUACUCUGUUCGUUAUGACCACUAAGGGGAUAAAUGUUAAUAAUCCACAAACUAUUAUGGAUUUUCAGUAAAGCUUAUGUUGUUUCCAACAUUAAUUUUGCUUUUUUUUCUGAAAUGUGUUUUGUUCUACCUUGAAGUCUUGUGUUUGUUGAGGGUUUACAUUAAAUGUACGGGAACAAUCACCAAGUAGAGCUGCAACAGUAUGUUUAUUUUUUUUACUGCCUCACCUCACUCAGGUGUCGCUUUUUAUUUUCCGUUAACUUUGAGUUCAAUGAGACAAAAAAACAAAAAACAUCUUCACUCUGAGAUUCUUCUCUCUACAAUACAAAAUAUUUAAAUAACGUGUUCUCCGUGAAAAUCACAUCUCCACAUUUCAAUCUUCCACCUCAUAACUUGCAGGUUGGAUUGUUUUGCUAAUGAUUGGUGUAGAUAACGUUCUACCUCUCAUCAUUCAGACGGAUAAACCAUUAUUGCGAAUAAUUUUAACAUCUUCAUUUUAUGUUAUAUCCGACGCAGCUGCCAGUCAAAAGAGGACGAUUUUCCGUCGAAAUGCUGAUAUUUGUGAAGGAAACUCGCCGCUUGUUUCUCCACUCUUCCAGUUGUAGCUCGGCAACCCGCCACCAACACACACAUGGGUUUCAAUAUUUGAUCAGCAUUGUAACCUUCUUUAAUAAAUUAUUGAGCAGCUGUGAUUUAAAUGUCAUGCUUUGAGUUGUGCUGUUGCUUUUCAACCUGCCUGUUCUAAAGAGACUCCCUACUGCAUAUUUUUCUUUAAUAAAAGAAUCAUAAGUC
This is a messenger RNA of Xiphophorus hellerii (green swordtail), 3512 nucleotides long. RefSeq names its product UBX domain protein 6 (gene ubxn6). The record is from RefSeq and is a predicted model, not a curated record. The coding region runs from base 114 to 1430 and encodes 438 amino acids. The transcript is spliced from 11 exons. Gene Ontology annotation, cellular component: cytoplasm. NCBI's taxonomy places the organism in Eukaryota, Metazoa, Chordata, Actinopteri, Cyprinodontiformes, Poeciliidae. Gene Ontology annotation, molecular function: protein binding.